CAGAGAAUGGAAAGAUCUCAACACCUUUUAUUGAAGAGAGAUUCAGAGACAGACUGAAGCUGGAUGAUCAGACUGGAGAUCUCAUCAUCACACACAUGAAGAAUGAAGACUCUGGACAGUAUGAAGUAAAUGUCAACAUCGGACACACACACACUAUACACAAGACAUUCAGUUUCACUGACUCAGGUGUGUUUUAUAAGAGAGUGUCAGUGAAUGAUGGAGGAUCUGUGACUCUACACAAUCAUCUCACUAAACUACAGACAGAUCAUCUGAUAGUCUGGUGGUUUAAAGGCGAUCUCAUAGCUAAAAUCGACAGAGCGGUCAAGAGUGAUCCAGUUUAUGACCCUGAUGAGAGAUUUACUGACAGACUGAAGAUGAAUCCUCAGACUGGAGAUCUCACCAUCACAAACAUCACAUCUGAACUCACUGGACUUUAUAAACUAGAGAUCAUCAACAGACAGACGGAAACGAUGUUUCAAACAUUCAGUGUCAGUUUGUUUCCCAAAGUGAAGAAAGUGAAAGAGAGAGAUUCUGUCUCUCUACACAUUGGUAUUCCUGAAGAACAGAGAAAUGAGAAGAUACACUGGAAGAUCAAACACAACAACUCUCUUGUAGCUGAAAUCAUUACAGAGAAUAGAAAGAUCUCAACACCUUUUAUUGAAGAGAGAUUCAGAGACAGACUGAAGCUGGAUGAUCAGACUGGAGAUCUCAUCAUCACACACAUGAAGAAUGAAGACUCUGGACAGUAUGAAGUAAAUGUCACCAUCGGCAGCAUCACACACACUAUACACAAGACAUUCAGUUUCACUGACUCAGAGUCAGUGAAUGAUGGAGGAUCUGUUACUCUACACAAUCAUCUUACUAAACUACAUACAGAUGAUCUGAUAGUGUGGAUGUUUAAAGACCGUCACAUAGCUAAUGUCAACAGAGCGGUCAACAGAGAUCCAGUUUAUGAGCCUGAUGUGAGAUUUACUGACAGACUGAAGAUGAAUCCUCAGACUGGAGAUCUCACCAUCACACAUCACUUCUGA
Molecule: messenger RNA, 1031 nt
Organism: Triplophysa dalaica
Lineage: Eukaryota; Metazoa; Chordata; Actinopteri; Cypriniformes; Nemacheilidae
Exons: 4
Coding region: 96-1031 (311 amino acids)
Source: RefSeq, a predicted model, not a curated record